CCUACAGCUACCCAGCUAGCUAGCUACCCACACUCCAACAACCAUGGCCAACCUAACCUAACCAUUACCACCAUAACCACCCACCCACCCAUCAACCCCACAGAGAGCAAGCCAUCAAAAUGGCAGACCGCCACGAGCGCCGCUCACGCUCGCGCUCACCCCCCCGCCGCCCAAAAGCCCAAAGCAGCGGCGGAUUCCGCUGGAAAGAUAAGCGCCCAAACAACACCAACAAUACCAACACCAGAGACGAUGGCUCCGGUCGCAGUCGCGGCUUAGACAGGGGGUAUCACCGGCGCGAUCGAUCUCGCUCUCGCUCCCCGGUACGGUCUCGUCGACGGUCUCGGUCUCGAUCUCGCUCGCCCCCAGGAUCCAACAAAUCCAAGCCCGAAGAAGCCAGCAGCGCCAAACCACCCACCUCCAACAAGCACGAAAACGAAUCCCCCGCCGAGCGCGAAGCGCGCAAACAGCGCAAGAAGGAAAAGCGCGCCGCCGCCGCCGCCGCAGCGGCCGCGGGGCCGCCGCAAGCGAUGAUCAUCGUGCACGUCAACGACCGGCUCGGCACCAAGACGUCUAUUCCUUGUCUUCCGUCUGAUACUAUUGGGGAUUUCAAGGCGAUGGUGGCGGCUCAUAUCGGGCGGGAGCCGAACGCGCUGCUGUUGAAGAGGCAGGGGGAGAGGCCGUUCAAGGAUUUUUUGACGUUGGAGGAUUAUUCGAUUUCGAGUAAUUGUCAGUUGGAUUUGGAGGUUGGGACGGGGGAUUAAAUUUCUUCUUCUUCUUCUUCUUCUUUUAUGUAUUAGGGGUUCAGUGGGUUCACUUUUUUUUCUCACUUUUUUUAAUUUAUUUUAUCCUUGUGAUUGCAAU
Messenger RNA from Aspergillus candidus, 861 nucleotides. Its product is annotated as ubiquitin-like protein HUB1. The record is from RefSeq and is a predicted model, not a curated record. Bases 120 to 761 code for a protein of 213 amino acids. The transcript has a single exon. NCBI's taxonomy places the organism in Eukaryota, Fungi, Ascomycota, Eurotiomycetes, Eurotiales, Aspergillaceae. Gene Ontology annotation, molecular function: protein tag activity. Gene Ontology annotation, biological process: protein modification process; mRNA splicing, via spliceosome. Gene Ontology annotation, cellular component: cytoplasm; nucleus.